Homalodisca vitripennis (glassy-winged sharpshooter) is the source of this 2718-nucleotide messenger RNA. RefSeq names its product juvenile hormone esterase-like. NCBI's taxonomy places the organism in Eukaryota, Metazoa, Arthropoda, Insecta, Hemiptera, Cicadellidae. The record is from RefSeq and is a predicted model, not a curated record. The coding region runs from base 46 to 1725 and encodes 559 amino acids. The transcript has 10 exons.
AGAUCAGUCCACACACUGGCUGCCCGUCCAGUUUAGCCACUGGUCAUGUAUCUCCUGCUAGCGCUCCUGGCCGGUGUGGCCUCGGCUGAUCUGCCCCCCAGGGUCACCAUUCCCCAGGGUACACUCGUAGGCACCACUCUAACUACCAGAGGGGGGAGAGAGGUGUCGGCCUUCCUAGGAGUACCUUAUGCUGCCUCACCUACUGGUCACCUCAGGUUCAAGAGUCCUCAGCCACCAUUGUCCUGGGAGGGAGAGCUGGAUGCCUCCAAGGAGGGAAAUGAUUGUAUACAGCAAGUUGUCUUAAUCGAGACACUACGAGACAUUGUAUCCGGCAGUGAAGAUUGCCUCUUUCUCAACGUUUUUACACCAAAGGUGACAGGGAAUGACAAAUUGCCUGUCAUGUUCUUCAUCCAUGGUGGAAGUUAUGGGGGAGGUUCAGGAGCAAUGCACAAUUACGGACCAGAUCUACUACUCGACAGAGACGUGGUCUUAGUCACUGUCAACUACCGGUUGGGACCUCUUGGGUUCCUGUCUACGGGAGACUCAGUGUUGCCUGGUAACCUGGGACUAAAGGACCAGUUAGCAGCACUACAAUGGGUACAGUACAACAUUGGACACUUCGGAGGCGAUAAGAACUCGGUCACUAUCUUUGGGGAAAGUGCUGGUGGUGCAAGCGUACACUUUCACAUGAUUUCGCCUCGGAGUAAAGGAUUAUUCCAUGCUGCCAUAUCUCAGAGUGGAUCAGCUCUGUGUCCAUGGGCCUUCUCUAACCCUGCUAGACACAAGCAGCUGGCUGGGAAGCUUGCACAGUUGGUGGGUUGUCCUCUGCAGCCUUCUCAUGACUUUCGUCAGUGUCUGAUGGACUUACCUGCAGAGAAGAUUGUUGGUGUCCAAAAAGAUUUCAUCAUUUGGGACAUCGACCCAGUGGUUCUCUUCAGUCCUGCAGAAGAGCCAGAAGAAGUGAAAGAUGCUUUCCUCACCAAGAACCCCUGGACGCUCUCCACUCGCAGUGAUAUUCCGUGGAUGGUUGGGUUCAAUAGUGAAGAUGGGGCUAUCAAAGUAGCGAGCUUGACUCGAGGGGACGUUGAAGGUAAAUUUAAACAGCUCAAUGAUGACUUCUAUUCAAUUCUUCCCAUGUCACUACUGUACCAGCACACUGCUCAAAAUCCUGAUAAAGUUACUGAUGCCAUAAAAAUGUUCUACUUUGAUGGCGCAGACAUAAUUACUCCUGGAAUGGUGAAUGAAUUAACGAAGUUGUACACAGACGGUUUAUUGACACAAGGAAUUUCGGAUUCAGUGAGACGUCACAGUGGUCCAGUGUUCCAGUACCACUUUGCUUACAAUCGAUCCUUUUCUCUAUGCUCAGUGUAUUAUGACAACCCGUGGCACCCAGGUGUCUGCCACUUUGAUGAGCUCAUGUACUUGUUCCCAGUAGAGAAUCAUGCACCAAAGCUUGUGCCUGAUGAUCCUGACUACAUUAUGUCCUUGAAACUAAUUGAGCUGUGGACAAACUAUGCCAAAAAUAAGGUCCCCUCUCUGGAUAUUGAUGGAGAGUUAUGGAUGAGCAAGGAAGGCUCCACCACAGACUAUCUACUGAUAUCUAACAAUGGUUUCUCCUUACAACAGAACCUCUUGGCUGAGAGGAACCAGUUCUGGCAGACUUUGCCUUACAGAGAGAAACCUUCAGUCCGAGGAGAAGGGAGGAUUCCAUUUGAUGAGUUAUGAUUACAAUAGAAAUGGUUGUUUAUUACAACUUCAAAGAUGUACUUUAAAAUGUGUUAAAUGUAAUAGUUUUAAAUAAGUACAUUUUAAACUUUUUAAUUACCAGAGAUAUUUUAAAUCUGAAUGGAAUGUUUGUUCGUGAAAGUAAAUAAACCGUGGAAAUGGAUUUUCUAUUUAUACUAUCGACUUUGCAAAUAUUAACUGUUGAAUCAAAAGAUCUACAAUAAAAUAAAUACAGUCAAAAUAUAGAGCAUAUGUUUUCAUCUUUAAACACCAUAACACGCCUUGUAUUUUCCUGUCUAUCAGUGAGCAUUGAAAUGGCAAGAUUGGAGUUUUUGAAUGUCCAUGGUGUCUAUUGCGAUUUUAUGCAAUAUAGUACUUGAAUUUUCUGCCAGCCAAAAUAGAUUUUUCAGAUGUGACUUUUGCUAUUUAAUAAUUAACUGUAGUGGUUUAUAAAUUAUAAACAUGUAAUAUAACAGUUAGAGGAUUGAUAAUCUAAGCUUUAGACAAAGACAUAAAUAAUUAAGUAACAAUUAUAUUUUACAUUGAGUUAAAAAGUUUAACAAUUGUAAGUAUUUAAAGGUAUGUAAGAUAUUUAUAAAUUAUUUUCAAAUGUUUAAUUUAAAUCGUAUAAUAUCUUAAGGUCAAUUAAAGCAUAAAUUGAAUAUGAUCUAUCAUUUCAAAUUUUACAAGUAUGAAUAAAAACUUUUAUGUAGUUGCAGAUUUUGUAUAUUUUUAAGCAUGCAAAUGUAAUAGAUAUAGUGAGAAUUUGUAUAACUAUAGGCAGGGAUUUGUCUAGAUGUGUUUAAAUAUUAACAUAACUGUAGAGAAAUAUCAAUAAAAUAUAUAAUGUAAAAGGAUUAGUUAUUAUAAAUUUGUGGAAUGAUGUGGUUUCCUACCUUGGAAAUCAAAAUCGCUCGGGAUGAAACAAAAUCUUCAUGAGAAUGUUUUUAUCCGGCAGAUUUAUACGAAAUCCAAACAAAACGUAUCUCAAUA